UUUUGCCAACGGAGGAUGUUGUUGACAAGACAUUGUCGCGCCAUCCUAGUCGCGCGAUCCCGAUCCGACCGUCCACAGCCCCCCAAACCACGUCACCGGCCGCCAACGUGCCUCACUUCAGUUUUCCUCCUCUCGCAGACUCCCCAAUUCUAUCGCCGCACGCCGUCGCCGUCGACACAACGACGCAGCUGCAAGCAGCGGCUUGUCGCUCUCUCUCACCGCCGGCCGGCGGCAAUGGCGAGGACGACGAAGGGUUGGGCGCGCGGGGUAGUGGCGUUCGCGGCGGUGGCGCUCGCGGUGGCGGCUGGGCGGCAGUACGGGUGGGACGGGGAACCGGCGUUGGCGGCGUUCCGGCGCGGGAAGGGCGCUCUGGGGCCCUGGGCGGCGCCAGCCUACGUCGCGGUCCACGCGCUCACGCUCGCGCUGUGCCCGCCCUACGCCAUCUUCUUCGAGGGCGCCGCCGCUCUCGUCUUCGGCUUCCUCCCCGGCGUCGCCUGCGUCUUCUCCGCCAAGAUCCUCGGCGCCUCACUCUCCUUCUGGAUUGGCAGGGCAAUUUUCAAUUACUUCACUUCAGCAAUGGAAUGGUUACAGAGAAAUAAGUACUUCCAUGUUGUGGUUAAAGGAGUUGAGAAAGAUGGCUGGAAAUUUGUGCUACUUGCUAGAUUCUCUCCUCUGCCUUCCUACAUCAUAAACUACGCUCUAUCUGCGACAGAUGUUGGAUUUUUCAGGGAUUUUCUCCUUCCUACAAUUGUUGGUUGCUUGCCAAUGAUCCUACAGAAUGUUUCCAUUGUAAGCCUUGCUGGUGCAGCGGUGGCCUCCACAACAGGAUCUAAGAAGUCUCACAUCUACUCUUACUUGUUCCCAAUACUUGGAAUUGUGUCCAGCAUUCUCAUUUCUUGGAGGAUUAAGCAAUACUCUUCUGCUCUUGUUAUUCCUCAAGAGCUAAAAGAUCAACCUGCUAAUGGGAAGGUCGGUGACGAUGCCAAGCUGGGCCCAGUGCAAUCUAAAGAUACCACCUCUGAGAAAACUAGGAAAAGAAGGUGAUUGCUUCAGCAGUUUGAGUCAGAUGCAACUCAAGGUUUCCACAUUGGCUGAUGACUACAGUAAACCAUGUUGUCUGUUUCAUGCCCAUGGUUUUUUAGGGCAUUCAACAGAUGCUUGGUUAGCUAUCCCUUGUUUCUGCCUAUGAACAGUAAAAAUUUAUGGAAGCUCAGAUGUUGUACACCCAAGUUAGAUAGUAUCUGGUGGUUAUGGCCUAUCUUGCUUAAUUGAUCCACUUGUACCGAACUAUAUCUUGAAAAAUCAGAGAUGUUCUUUGGAUCUGGACUCUCUUCGCAGUUGUAAUGUAGGACAGCUGCUGUGCCUUUCUUUAUAUUAGAAGUAUAUAUGUUCUUUGCCUUGGCCACAACCCAAAGCAGAUUCUGCAGUGAACUCUAAGAAUCUUAUACAAGCUACAUUACACUAA
Messenger RNA from Brachypodium distachyon (stiff brome), 1465 nucleotides. RefSeq lists its product as uncharacterized. The record is from RefSeq and is a predicted model, not a curated record. Gene Ontology annotation, cellular component: membrane. The coding region runs from base 16 to 1044 and encodes 342 amino acids. The transcript is spliced from 2 exons. Lineage: Eukaryota; Viridiplantae; Streptophyta; Magnoliopsida; Poales; Poaceae.